Prorocentrum cordatum is the source of this 1851-nucleotide messenger RNA. The record is from the annotation of a GenBank genome assembly. Lineage: Eukaryota; Dinophyceae; Prorocentrales; Prorocentraceae.
CCUGCCCUGGCUCGAGCCUCGGAAUCGUCUCAGAGGAGGGUGGAUGAGGCGCAGCGCUGGGCCAGCGCUGGGCAGGCUGAUGAAGCGCGGCGCCGAGGCGCUGGAGAGCGCCGGGCGGCGCGCCGCCGCGGCGAGGUCUCGGCCGCCGCAGGCGAGCUGCAAGAUCGAGACGCUGGCGAUCCACGGGGGGGAGCAGCACGACCCUGGCCACGGCGCGGUCUUCCCGCCCAUCACGACGGCGACGAGCUUCGUGCGGCCGAGCCUGGAGGAGGGGGGGUCCUUCGGCUACUCGAGGUGCGCGAACCCGACCAGGCACGCCUACGAGACCGCCCUGGCGGCCCUCGAGGGGGGCUCCUCCUGCGUGGCGACCGCGUCGGGCAUGGCCGCGACGUCCCUCGCCCUGGAGCUGAUGGAGCACGGCUCCCACGUGAUUGUUAUGAACGGCGUGUACGGCGGCACGUUCCGGCUAUUUGAGAAGGUCCGCCGCUCCACCAUGGGCCUCGAGUUCACAUACUUGGAUCUGAACGACACAGAGAGCGUCCGCAAGGCCAUCCGACCCAACACUCGAAUGAUUUGGGCAGAGUCGCCCACCAAUCCGCUGCUGGGGCUGGUAGACAUUCGAAAGCUGGCGCACGACGUGCAAACCAGAGGUCCUGACAGUGCCCAAGUUGAGAAGAUCUUGCUCUGCGUGGAUAACACCUUCGCCACGGCCUGGAACCAGCAACCGCUGAAGCUCGGUGCCGACGUCGUAAUGAUAUCCAGCAGUAAGUUCAUCGGUGGUCACUCUGACAUGACCGGUGGUGCGCUUGUGACCAAUGAUGAGGCUCUUGGCAGCAAGCUUAAAUUUCUGAACGGAGCCAUAGGAGGCAUCGCAAAUCCGUUCGACGCGUAUCUGGCCUUGCGAGGCAUGAAGACCCUGGCCGUGCGCAUGGAGAGGCAGUGCUCCAACGCAGCGAAGGUCGCCGCGUUCCUGGAGGGCCAUCCCCAGGUCACGGAGGUCCAUUAUCCUGGCCUCCCAUCGAGCCCACACUUUGAUCUGUGCAAGCGGCAGAUGAGGACCGGCGGCUCGGUGGUCACCAUCCGGCUACGGAGCAGCCAAGGCGAGGCGGACGGCGCUGGUGCACUCCGGCGCUUCUUUGACCGCCUGCGGAUCUGGCAGCUCGUGGAGUCGCUCGGGGGGGUCGAGAGCAUGAUCAACCACAGCGCGUCGAUGUCGCACGCCUCGAUGACGCCAGAAGCGCGCGCGGCGGUUGGCAUCUUCGACACGACUCUGCGCCUGAGCGUGGGCAUCGAGGACGUCGAUGACCUCAUCCAGGACCUCGGCGAGGCGCUGGCCGCGUGAGCCGCCGUCUCCGCAGGGGGCUCGCGGGGUGCUGCCGCGGCCGCGUUUGGGGGCGCGGCGGCUCCGGCCCCCCUCCCUGCAGAGCCGGCAGCCCUGCCGCUCCGGGGGGCCGCCGCCGCUGGCCCGGGCGCACGCCGGGAGUUCCAAGGUGGGCCACGCCGCGGGGUGGCGGGCCUGUCGACCCGUCUGGCUUGGCCGCCAGGUGUUGUCCGCCACCCUGCCGGUGCACGCGGCGGGAGCGGGGAGGCGGGCCGGUCGGCCGUCCGGCUGGGCCGUCGGGCGCUGUCCGCCGCCACAUGCGGCACGGUCUCACCCAGGCUCCCGGCAUGGCAGAGGGGGCGGUGAGCUGCCGCGCAGCUCGGGCACCGCGCCGCGCCCGUGGCUUCUGCGGCGUCCUGGCGUCCCGGAGAAAAUCGGGGCGGCCGGCUUGCAUCUCGGACUCGGGCAAGAAUCGAUUUGGUGAUCUUCAGGACGUAUGCUACCCGAGUGUGUGUGUGUGUGUGUGUGUG